Messenger RNA from Hordeum vulgare subsp. vulgare (domesticated barley), 3267 nucleotides. Its product is annotated as protein CHUP1, chloroplastic. Gene Ontology annotation, biological process: chloroplast organization. The record is from RefSeq and is a predicted model, not a curated record. Bases 187 to 3006 code for a protein of 939 amino acids. The transcript is spliced from 9 exons. NCBI's taxonomy places the organism in Eukaryota, Viridiplantae, Streptophyta, Magnoliopsida, Poales, Poaceae. Gene Ontology annotation, cellular component: chloroplast outer membrane.
CCUGCAGGCCAAAGAUAUGAGGGAGGUUUAGCAGCCCCGGCCACGGCCAUUCACACGUGCUGCUCCUCCUACUCUGCUUUUGCUUGCAGCUGGUCUGUGAUGAGCAGAGCCAGAGCUGCCUGCCCCUGCCCCUGCCCACCUCCCGCCGGUCGAGGCCGGAACGGACAGUGAUGAGUGCACGGAGUCAUGCUUGUGAGACUCGGAUUCGUGGUAUUAGCAACCUUCGCGGCGUUCACUCUUAAGCGAGGCAAGGGGCCUCCUAACAAAGACAAUGGCCAAGCAAAGAAGAAGGAGAAGGCUCGGGGUACUGCACAUGGGGAGAAAGAAGAGGAGGAGGAAGAGGUCAAGACGAUCAGCGGCAUAAUCAACUCGGCCCCGUCGGUGGACGACGAUGAGGACGACAUGUUCUCGGAGAUCGAGAGCCUCCUGGGCGGGGAGAUCGACAUCCCGAUACCGGGCGACAGGUUUGAGCGGUCCCGGUACAACGCGCACAUGGCCAACAACGCCGCCGAGAUGGAGCGGCUGCGCGGCCUGGUGAGGGAGCUGGAGGAGCGGGAGGUGAAGCUCGAGGGCGAGCUGCUCGAGUACUACGGCCUCAAGGAGCAGGAGACCGACGUGUCCGAGCUGCAGAAGCAGCUCAAGAUCAAGACGGUGGAGGUCGACAUGCUCAACAUCACCAUCAGCUCGCUGCAGGCCGAGAGAAAGAAGCUGCAGGAGGAUGUUGCCCGUGGCGCUGCCGCCAAGAAGGAGCUCGACGCGUCCAGGAGCAGGAUCAAGGAGCUGCAGCGCCAGAUACAGAUGGAGGCUAACCAGACCAAAGGCCAGCUGAUGCUGCUCAAGCAACAGGUGAUGGGGCUCAGGGCCAAGGAGGAGGAGGUGGCCAAGAAGGACGCCGAGAUCGAACAGAAGCUCAAGAAGCUCAAGAACCUGGAGGUGGAGGUGCUUGAGCUGAGGAGGAAGAACAAGGAGCUGCUGUAUGAGAAGAGGGACCUCAUGGUGAAGCUGGAUGCAGCACAAGGAAAAAUAACAGAGAGUGAUGUAGUUGCCCAUGCAAGAGAGGAGAUCAAUAACCUGAGACAUACAAAUGAGGACCUCACAAAGCAAGUGGAAGGCCUACAGAUGAACAGAUUCAGUGAAGUAGAGGAGCUGGUGUACCUGCGUUGGGUCAACGCCUGUCUGCGAUUCGAGCUCCGCAACUACCAGACACCAUCGGGCAAAAUCUCUGCCCGCGACCUCAGCACGAAGCUCAGCCCAAAGUCUCAGGAGAGGGCCAAACAGAUGAUGCUCGAAUUUGGGUCUGAGCGAGGCCAGGGCGACACUGACCUUGACAGUGUCUCCUCGGCACCUUCUUCCCCCAGAAGCGAAGACUUCGACACCGCUUCGAUCGACAGCUCUUCCAGCAGAUACAGCUUCCUAAGCAAGAGGCCGAACCUGAUGCAGAAACUCAAGAAGUGGGGAAGGAGCAAGGAUGAUGGCAGCUAUUUGUCAUCUCCGUCAUCGCGGUCCCUGACCAGUAGCUCUCCGAAGAGGAGCCAGAAACCAAAGGGCCCCCUGGAAUCUCUCAUGAUCAGAAAUGCAGGAGAUGGUAUGUCCAUUACAACAUUUGGAAAAAGGGAUCAAGAAUCCGGUGACAUAGAUGAUGCAAAUGUUGCAUCUUCAUUCCAGUUGAUGUCGAAGAAUGUUGAAGGCUUCGCUGAUGAAAAGUAUCCCGCUUACAAAGACCGGCAUAAGCUUGCGACGGAACGGGAGAAGGCGAUAAAAGAGAAGGCCGAGCAAGCCAGAGCACAAAGGUUUGGUGGUGGCUAUAGUUCAGCUCUAGCUCCUUCCCCGAGAGCUGCACUUCCCCCCAAACUCGCUCAAAUAAAGGAGAAGAAGGCCCCUGCAGUCAAUGCUGAAUCCGGCGAGCAAUCUAGUGAUAUCCCGAACAACCCCCUGGCUGUCACCCAGUUGAAGCUUGCCCAAAUUGAGAAGAGAGCUCCAAGAGUCCCCCGUCCACCUCCCACUUCAUCGGCCGCUGCUUCAGGAGCUACGAAUACUGCAAGUGGUGGGCCACCGAUGCCGCCACGCCCACCAGGUGCACCUCCUCCACCACCACCUCCAGGGAGACCCGGUGGCCCUCCGCCGCCACCACCGCCUCCCGGUUCUCUAUCCAAGAGCCUUGCUGGUGGUGACAAGGUACACCGUGCUCCGGAGGUCGUGGAGUUCUAUCAGAGUCUCAUGAAACGUGAAGCCAAGAAGGACACCACCUCUUUGGGAUCAAAAACAUCGAAUGUUUCUGAUAACAGAAGCAACAUGAUUGGAGAGAUUGAGAACAGAUCAACAUUCCUAUUAGCUGUCAAAGCUGAUGUGGAGACACAAGGAGAAUUUGUCGAGUCCCUAGCGGGUGAGGUCCGAGCAGCAAGAUUCGCGAAUAUCGAUGAUGUUGUUGCAUUUGUACAUUGGCUGGAUGAAGAGUUGUCAUUCUUGGUUGAUGAGAGAGCAGUGCUAAAGCAUUUCGAUUGGCCAGAGAGCAAAACUGAUGCAUUAAGAGAGGCCGCCUUUGAGUAUCAGGACCUGGUGAAACUAGAGAACAAGGCUACAUCCUUUGUCGAUGAUCCAAAACUUCCAUGUGAAGAAGCUUUGAAGAGGAUGUAUUCGUUGCUUGAGAAAGUGGAGCAGAGUGUUUACGCACUUCUUCGUACAAGAGACAUGACCACCGCACGGUACAAGGAGUAUGGAAUACCAGUUGAUUGGUUAUCUGAUUCUGGAAAAGUUGGCAAGAUCAAACUCGCGUCAGUUCAGCUGGCAAGGAAGUACAUGGAGAGGGUCACGUCGGAGCUCGACGCGUUGCAAGGCACGGACAAAGAGCCCAACAGGGAGUUCUUGCUUCUCCAGGGCGUCAGAUUUGCCUUCCGUGUUCAUCAGUUUGCUGGAGGCUUCGACGCAGACAGCAUGAAAGUCUUCGAGGAGCUGAGAAGCAAGAUGAGCAGCACGCAGGCACCCGCUCCGCCGACAUCUGACACAUAGCAAGGACUCAUCCGGAUUCCACUCUGGUUCAUUCGGAGGGCACGAUUAGUUGGCUAGCUAAACUGUACAAAAGAGAACUGUAAAUUCCAUUGUUGUGUUAAUCAAGUUGUAUAUGUCAGGUCUACAGGUUCUGAUCAUAUACUAUACCUAUACCCGUUUUUUGUCCGAGUUUGUCUGUCCGGUUGCAUAUUGUAACCGAGCAGUUUGUAAAAAGUGAACCACAGUAAUGAGAUACCACUACCUAGUUUUUGCUAGUUCCAA